Messenger RNA from Thecamonas trahens ATCC 50062, 2626 nucleotides. RefSeq lists its product as uncharacterized. The record is from RefSeq and is a predicted model, not a curated record. The transcript has 3 exons. NCBI's taxonomy places the organism in Eukaryota, Apusomonadida, Apusomonadidae. Bases 1 to 2487 code for a protein of 828 amino acids.
AUGAGUUCGCCUUUUGUUGUGUCAAAUGUUGUCGACCCGUCCAACGAUGGCCGCCCGGUCGCUCCCAGUGGCGAUCCGGCAAUGGCCGUAUUCAUCGACGACGGUGCGCACGACGUGACACGAGUCCGAAGCGUGUCAUCAGCAGCGGCGACAGCAACCAUUGUGACUACCCGCGAGGUUCAGCCGACGGGCGGGUCAUCGGCCCCGCACCUCACGAUAUUCUUAACGCCGGCGUCGUUGGCAGACGCACGUGCCGGAUACGUCGCUGCGCCGGGACUGUAUGCCGUGGCCAUGAUCCGCGACGGUCUUGGCUGGGUUGCAAGGAUGGGCCGGCAUACCGAGGUCGAAGUCCAUCACGCCGCAUGGGCUCACCUCAUGGAGCCAGACGCCGCUGUUGCAGUCGUUGUCGAGCUUCGCUCGGACUCGGGCACCCUAGCUAACUUUGACGACGAUGUGAUUGACUUUGUUCCGCAGCGCGCGGCCCUCCCGCCAGUGCCGUCACCGGCCCCACAGUCAUCGACACCGCACUUGGCGCUUGCGAUUGAUGGUAUCGGCAGCGAAUGGGCGAGACUGAUAGAAAACCCGCCUGGCCUCCCGGUUAGGGUCGCUGCCGAGGCCGAUGUGGCCAACGAUGGCGUGGCUAGCUCGAUCAGUGUCCGUUCCGAGCUUGAGCCGGCCAACGACUACCGCGAGGUCAUUGUAGCAACCGAUGACGACGCAGUGGCAGUCUUUGCCACGACACACGCGCCCACCGGCACACCGCCAACCCCGUCAGCCCGGCAUGUUGUGUACAUCGUCACCGACACGCCGUCGGCCGGGUACGAGCUUGCGCCUGGCAUUGUCGCAGUCGCCACCAUUGACGAUGGCAUCGGCUACGUCUACUCGGGACCAGACCAGCUUGCGCAUCCAUCGCUCCGCUAUGCCGCGGUGACGUCGGGCAACAAGAUGGAGGCAUUCAUGGCGGCCGAUGUAUGGGCCCAUCUCGUGUCCGACUCGGCUGUCAUGGACGCAGUGGUGGUACUCAUCGACUCGGCCACCGGCCUUGCCGAUUGGACACCCGACGCCGCUGGCUCACCGUCGAGCUCCGGGCCGCCGUCGCCGCCUCCACCGCUUUCUCCCACCGACUCCGGCCCGGUACCACACCAUGACAAGGGUAGCAACAGCAGCGCGGCCGGUGUCAUUGCCGGCACUUCUGUCGCGCUCCUCCUCCUCGCCUGCUGUGUUGUUUGUGUAUUGUGGAUGUGGCGACGGCGCAGCGAGGCUGCCAAGGCUGGCGUACCCGUUUCGGCGUCAUCAGCCAGCCUGACCAGCCGUUCAGAGUCUGCGGAGAGUGGUGAGGAUGCUGCCAGCAUCGAGAAGAACAACGCGACCGGAGACGCUGUCAGUGGCCGGGAAAGCAGCAGUAUGUCGUCACCGCAGACGCUGCCGCGGACGCUCGCAUCGUCACCGAAUCAGUCACCAACCACCCGUCAGCCUCCGGAGCUGGAGCCAAUCCUGAGUGACUCUACAUGCGAUGAGGAUGCGCACGUCGAGUCGGUAAGCUGCAACGUGGUUUCGCAGUCGAUGUCGCGAUCUGCAUCGUCAAGUGAUGGCGAGGAUGUAUACGGCCGAAACUACGGUGCCAGCUCGAUGUAUAAGGCGCCGCGUGGCCUGCAGCAAGCUGAUUCGUGGGCGGCGGACUCGCAUGCAAGCGUGCUUGGUGCCGUUGUGCUCGGCGAGCGCAGCGACGAUAACGACGACGCGUCGCUCUCACCAGGGCCGUGUAUCGAUGGCCCCGGCCAGAUGCUACGGUAUCAGUCGUCGAUGUUGAAUUCUGACGCGACGCUGGCGGCGUCGUCGUCGUGCGUGCAGCGGCUCUCGUCGUCGUUUACCCAGCCGCAGCCGCGCUCGUGGUCGCGAGUGUUUGAAAGCGAAAGCGAGCAGAAAGGGCAGUCUAUUGCCGAUCGACGCAAGGCUGCCAAGGGCCGGCGGUCGCGGACUCAAGGCGACUCACUCCUUGCCAGCACAUUGGCACGGGCGUCACAGUCGGCGACCAAGUCACCGGCACGUCUCCUGCACCACCAGUCAUCCAUGCUCGGCGACUCAUCAUCGUUCUCAAAUAGCGACGACGAGGAGGACGGCCAUGGCACCGGACGGCUGCGACUGACGGAUACCGACCAGCACGGGUCGACAUCGACGUCGCGAUCGCCGUCAGCGUCGCCUUCGCCGGCGUCAACUGCGUUGCCGCUUCGUGCGGCCCGAAGCCGGUCGCGCAACCGUGGCCCCCGAAAGCUGUCUCACAGAUGGGACUCGUCAAUCAUCGGCUCGACGCUCUUCCACAACAUCUCCGAGAUUGACAACGAAUCGAGCACGCCGAGAGCUGACAGCGCAGCCAGCGACGACGGCGGCACGAGCCAUCCCGAACGCCACGCCCGGUCCUCACACAGUGGCGACAGCGGCUCUGAUUGGAAUUGUGACGACACAGACGACCGUGCUGACAGUGAGUAGCACUCUGAUUGCCAGCUGUAGGCGGGGCACUGAACGCCGUCGAGUACACUCGCACUGAUCGGCCUCAGGGGUCAUGGCGCUUUGCUUCUGCGUGUUGUCGCCCACAAAACGAAAGGUAAAGGCCAAACCGCCAAAGGGA